AUGCGCCAGAUGUUACUGGACAGCUACACCUGCCCGUACACCUCCUCCUUUAUUGCCAUUCGGGACCGCCAGCAGUGCUUCCAGGUGAUGCGACAUUUCACCUGUGAAUUUGUUGGCGUCAUCUACCGCAUCUGGUGUUCUAGGUGUGGCCUCCUGUAUAUUGAGCAUUACCAGCAGUUGGGACGCUCUUCCACCGAGAAGGAAUUUAAGAAGACAGCAAUCAUCCAUCAUCAGUCAGAGUCAGAAUGGACGCAGUUUAAAUUCACACCGUGGUCGGCACAAUCAUGCUGUGAUUUACUAUUGUUGUCCACAGUUCGGAACUCUGCAAUCUCUUCCUUCCUGUCACAUUGUGUUGAUCACCAACUGUUCCGGUUGACGAAAUUCUAUCGGGACCGACUGGAGCAGGCGAUUGAGGAGGGUGUGGAGGAACUCGGCCUCAUGUUAACAGGCGAGGAUCACUUCACGGGACGGGAGUAUCACAGCGUCACUGAGCUCGCGGAGAAGGGAAACCGAGCGAGCGCUUCCAAACUCCUCCUGGAUCUGGUGAUGGAGAAGGGCUCCGGGGUCCGGAGGGUGUUGUGGGAAUCCUUUGUGAAAAUACAUCACAAUUUACCGAAGCUGAGCAGAAUAUUGAAGGAAAUACAGGAAUGUGGUGAUGCCCAGUUCUCCUACAUGGACAGGGAGCGGCGUUUAUCUGAAGUGCCCACCCACCUGAAAGGCGUUCAGAGGAAACACAAAGAGACUCUACGGGCACAGACGGAAGAACUGAGAGUGAACGCGAUCCUGAUGAGCGAGCAGGAGAAGGUUUUCCAGCUGGUUGAUCAAUACGCUGAGCUCACUGUCAUUUCUACUGUUCGAGAUCGGAGACUGGUGGAACAUGAACUGCUGGCAAGAGGCAAAGUUCACGAGGAAUGGAGGGUGAAACAUCUCCGCGGGAAGUUGGAAAAACUCCGGAUGGAUCAGUUGUUUCAGAGCAAUGACUCACAUCGUUUUCGCGACAAACUGAAGAAAUUAUUUACACCAUCGAGGUCCGGGUUUUCGGCAGCUUUGGCCGGAGUCCCAGGGAUCGGGAAAACAACAAUGGUACAAAAGAUUGUUUAUGACUGGGCCACUGGAAAAAUAUACCAACAAUUCCAGUUUGUCUUCAGUUUCAAAUUCCGGGAUUUAAACUCCAUUAACUGCAGAACUAACCUGAGGGAACUGAUUCUGGACCAGUAUCCUUACUUUGGGAAUAUCCUGAGAAAGGUCUGGAAGAACCCAGAGGCAUUGUUGUUUAUAUUUGAUGGUUUGGAUGAAUUCAAACACGAAAUCAAUUUUGGUGACAGUGCGAGAUACACAGAACCUCAGCAUCAGUGCCCAGACCCCGAGUGGUGGUGUGAAGUGUCGGACAUUGUGUACCGUUUAAUCCAGGGCAAACUUCUCCCAGGGUGUUCAGUGCUGGUGACCACCCGCCCUUCUGCGUUACAUUUAUUGGAAAAGGCGGAAAUCGGUAUAUGGGCUGAAAUCCUGGGAUUUGUUGGUGAGGAACGGAAGGAAUAUUUCAUCAGGCAUUUUGAAGAUCAGACGGUGGCAGUAGCUGUUUUCCAACACGUGAAGGAGAACGAGAUCCUGUACACCAUGAGCUACAACCCGUCCUACUGCUGGAUUCUCGCUCUGGCACUGAGUCCUUUCUUCACACAAAAUGUCAGGGACACGCAGCAAGUUCCAAAGACCAUCACCCAACUAUAUUGCUACUAUAUUUACAACAUCCUGAAAAACCACGGCCGUGAAAUUGAGAGCCCCCGUGAUGUAUUACUCAGAGUUGGUCAGAUGGCCUUCAGAGGAGUGUCCGAAAAGAAAAUUGUGUUUACAGGUGUAGAUUUGAUCAACUACGAUCUGCAACCUUCCCGAUUCCUGUCCGGGUUCCUGAUGGAGCUUUUGGAGAGAGAGAUUUCUGUCCGGUGUGUGGUGUACACAUUCCCACACCUCACCAUCCAAGAGUUUGUAGCUGCAAUCGCACAAUUCCUGAAUCCACAUCCCGGGGAUAUCCUGAAAUCCCUCACUGAAGCUCACAACGCAACAGAUGGGCGAUUCGAGGUAUUUCUCCGUUUUGUUGCUGGUCUCUCCUCCCCAAUCACAGCUCAGGGCCUGGAGGAAUUUCGGGGUCCAUUUCCUCAUCAAACAAUCUGCCGGGUGAUUGACUGGGUGAAGGAGGAGGUUAAACGCCAGAGCGAAAACACUGGGAGUGGACCUGGUAAAAAAAAAAGCCUCCUGAACACAUUGCACUACCUGUUUGAGUCUCAGAAUCCUGGACUGUCUCAGGCCGCACUGGGAUCUGUGGAAACACUUUCAUUCAGUGGAAUGACACUGACCCCGAUUGACUGCGCUGUCCUGUCUCAUGUCAUCGGAUUCUGUGAUACAAUAAAACACCUCGACCUGGAGAAAUGCCACAUUCAGUGUGAAGAAAUCCAGCGGCUGGGACCCGGGCUGCACAAGUGCCAGGAGUUGAGACUUGGGCUGAAUCAACUGGGAGAUUCAGGUGUGAAACUGGUGUCUGCGGCUCUGAGGAACCCGGAGUGUAAAAUACAGAAACUGCGGCUGAUCAGUGUCGGUCUCGCAGAUUCUGGAGCCAAGGAUCUCGUCUCCGCUCUCAGUACAAACCGAUCUCUCACGGAGCUGGACCUGAGUGUUAAUAAACUGGGAGAUUCAGGAGUGAAACUGGUAUCUGCAGCUCUGAGGAACCCAGAGUGUAAAAUACAGAAACUGUGGCUGAGUGGUGUCCGUCUCACAGAUUCUGGUGCCGAGGAUCUCGUCUCAGCUAUCAUUACAAACCGAAUACUAACGCGGCUGAACCUGGGAUCAAAUUGGCUCACAGACCGAUCUGUGCCUGCUCUUCGUCGCCUUAUACUGGCACUCCCGAGUCUGGAGCGGCUUGUGCUGGUGGAGAACCGGUUCAAUCAAACCGGGAAGAAUGAACUGACGUCUCUCCAGAAACCCGGACCCGGACUGAGCGUGAUAUUUGACCAUCGGGAUAUGUGAACAUUUUCGCCCACGGGAUGGAGACAUUCAGGCAGAUUUCCCGGUUUUACCUUCAACGGUCGACUUUAAUGGCCGCGCUCCAGAAUUAAUUCCAAUAGAAUCCGACUCCAGCCGAGCGUGCUCCGA
This is a messenger RNA of Mobula hypostoma (lesser devil ray), 3144 nucleotides long. Its product is annotated as NACHT, LRR and PYD domains-containing protein 3-like. Gene Ontology annotation, cellular component: cytoplasm. The transcript has 11 exons. The record is from RefSeq and is a predicted model, not a curated record. Lineage: Eukaryota; Metazoa; Chordata; Chondrichthyes; Myliobatiformes; Myliobatidae. Gene Ontology annotation, molecular function: protein binding. Bases 1 to 3018 code for a protein of 1005 amino acids.